Molecule: messenger RNA, 1065 nt
Organism: Kickxella alabastrina
Lineage: Eukaryota; Fungi; Kickxellomycota; Kickxellomycetes; Kickxellales; Kickxellaceae
Exons: 1
Coding region: 1-1065 (354 amino acids)
Cellular component (GO): endoplasmic reticulum
Molecular function (GO): oxidoreductase activity
Source: RefSeq, a predicted model, not a curated record
AUGUCUUCCCCAACUCAUAAUGCAAAAGAAAUAUUGCCUUCCGACGAGCGCCGCGUCGUACUUAUUACCGGCUGCUCUGCUGGAGGCAUCGGCCAUUAUCUAGCUGCUGAGUUUGCCAAGCAAGGCUGCAAGGUGUUUGCAUCGGCGCGCGACACAAGCAAAAUCGACUGCGGUCUGGUUGAAAAGGGCAUAGAGAAUGUCGAGCUCGAUGUAACCAAGGCCGACUCUAUUAGAGCUGCGGUUGAUCGAGUCAUCCAAGAGUCAGGUCACAUUGACAUUUUGGUCAACAACGCCGGCUUAAUCUCGUUUGGCCCGGCCGUUGAGACUAAUAUUGACAAGGUUGAGCAGAUUUUUGAAACGAAUUAUGUGAGCAUUGCGCGAAUGUGUUGUGCUGUUGCCCCGCACAUGAUGGACCGCCGCCAGGGAACUAUUGUCAACAUUGGAUCGAUUGAGGGCUAUGUAUCCUCGCCGUGGUCUGGUCAUUAUGCUGCGUCCAAGGCCGCCGUGCACACUUUGAGUGAUGCCCUGCGCAUCGAGCUCGCACCCUUUAAAGUCAAAGUUGUUGUUGUGGCACCGGGUGCAACACACUCCAACAUUGUCGACAAGCAAAUUAACCAAGAACUGGUCCCAGCCAACUCGCGCUAUGCCAAGGCACUGGAUGAUAUUCGCGAGCGCAUGGUUUAUUCCCAGACUGGCGCGUCGAUGGCCACCAGUCGCUUUGUGCGUCUUGUUGUGCCGCAUAUUCUGGCUCGUCAGCCGCCGGUGUACGUCACUCGUGGUGGUGGCGCACUCACAUCAUGGCUGAUGUAUUAUUUGCCGUCAAGCGUCUGUGACAUUAUUAUGAGUCAGCGCUAUGGCUUGAACAAAUUGACCAUUGAGUUGGCUGCUGGUAACUACAAAGGUGCUCGCACUCAGACCUAUAAUCCACCAGCCAGGCUGUUGAAUAUUUUGCACACUACCAAUCCCCUGACACUACUGGCAAUUAUUGGUGUUGGGCUGGUCGUCUUUGCGUACUACUAUGCAGCAAUUUAUGCCAGAAUCACCACCAUGCUGUUCCGAGGCUAA